AUGGCAUAUGUGGUUCUCUUGGCCGCCCUCCCUUUGAGCGCACUGGGGAGCGCGUGUACCCAAGAACAGCAGGAGGCCGUUGCCCAGGAUGCGGUGCUGUCCGCAGAAGCCGACUCCUUUCUCCAGCAUGUCAGCCGACAGCUCCAAAAUGAGACCAAGGCGAGCCAAAACGGAACGCAGUUUCCGGCAUUUCCAAAUCCGUUCCAGACAUUUGGUGGCCAGUCUGGUGCAAGUGCCUCCAAUCCCACAUCCGCCAUCGCAGGUGUCUUCCUUGGAAAAAGUAACGAGGCAGCCACCAUGGAUCAAUGCUCAACAUUCUUGAACCAAGUUAUGGGACAGGUCUUCUCAGACCCCACAAAGGCAAUGGCAGUCAUCACAAACUUGAUGUCGUCUUCACAGGCUUCGACACAGUCUCUGGGAUGUCUGAAGAUGGCUCUGAACUACGCAGAUCAGGGUGUGACCCCGGCUGAGUGCAGGAAGCCAGAUGGUACAAUCGACCCGAGUUGUUGUGUCUACGAGAAGCGCUGCAGCGACACCAAUCCCAUGGAUGCCUGUCCGACGCUCGUGUUCCAUCCGACGAACAUCUUCGACCCGAGCACGUUCAUCGACAGCAAGCUUGCUGCGGACCCGGCUUUGCCAGGCCUCUCAUCGGCCACGCUGCCCUGGAGCGCCACCGCGCUGUUUGCCGGCUGGCUGGUGGGCUCGGUAACGCUGAAACAGGCGCUGGAGGUCUUCAGCAAGGCCCAGUUUCUCGCGGCCUCCUCCGUGGGAUUGUUGGCCUGCACGCUGGCCACGGUCACCCUUCCUCAUCUCACUGGCGGCAGCAUCUACGUGCUUUCCGCCGUGCGGUUUGUCACGGGCUUGCUUUUUGCGACGGGGCCCGUGGGGAACCUGUACGUGCAAGACUGCCUCCCGCCCAGCCAACGCAAUCAGGCGAUGGCCUUCAUCAACACUGCCUACUCCAUCAUCGCCAUCCUCAUGGCCAUCUUCUGUGGGGCCACGCAGUCGCUGGAUUGGCGAAUCGACGCGCUGUUGUGGUGCGCCUUGCCGCCGUUCUUGGCGCUGCUCUUGUGCUUCCAAAAGCCCCUGGAGUUGCUCCGGUCACUACCUGCGGCCGUGGCCAAGCGUAGCACGCAGAAGUCGGAUGCGAGCGGCAUGUCCGGUCCCGAAAUCUCCGGGGCGUUGAAGCUAGCGGCCUGCUUCCUGGCCUGCGGCUGCGGCUCCUACGGGCUCAGCUACUCUGCGGGCAAGCUGUCCGAGAAUCUUUACACCAACUCGGCUUUGCUGAACGGGGCCGACAUCCUGGGCUAUGUGGCCGUGCUGGGUGCGGACGUCCUGGGCCGAAAGGCCUUUCAAAGUUCCAGCUUCUUCCUCGCCGCCGUGUGCCUGCUGUUUUGCGGCCUCCUUCAGCCGGGCUGGUACCUCAUCGCAUGUGCCAUGGUUGGGCGGAUCUGCCUCAAUGUCUGUUUCACCACCAUCUACGUGGCCCUGGCGACCGUCUUCCCCGAGUCCAGUCAGAAGAACGUGCUGCCCAUCUGUCAGAUCACGGCCCGCAUCGGGGGCAUCCUCGCUCCCCUUGCAGGCACCCUUCCAGCCGCCGUGUCGUGCCCGGUUUUUGGCAGCCUCUGCUUGCUGGCUGUCGUGGCCACACUCAGCCUCCCUGAGAGGAUCCACUCCCUUCCUCUGCCCCUGAAGCACCAGCAGGCUCAGCUAGCUCGGCUGCCGCCGGCGUACAUGGCCGUGAGCGGAACGGAAGUCCUGGCAGGCGACAGCAUCAUCUUCGCCCAGCGCGCCGCGCAGCAGGGAGCUCGGGUCUACCUCGACAUCUUUCCAGGUAUGUGGCACGGCUUCCAGCAGUAUCUGGAAGGUUGCGGCUCUGGGCGCGAGUUGUGGCAGGCCAGCGCUGCCCUCAGGCUCAAAGAUUGGAACAUCUCCCAACCCAGCCCAGCAGCACAGUGCCUCCAGCGCCUCGCUCUUGGACUUUCCACCUUGCGCAUGGCGGGGGGCGUGGACGAGGGGAAUCGACCCCGGCCAGGGAUCUAUGUCGGGAGGAAGCUGGACUACUCCUGCCCAGGGGAUCAUGUGACCUGGGAAAUCGUCCUGAUGGUGGACGGGGCCUGCAGCAUCGAAUGCAGGUCUGAGCUCUCUCCCUCCAAGGGUGGUACGCAGGCUUGGCACGUGGAGGGUACUUGGGAGUGGUCGGAGGAUGAUGAUGAGAUCGUCGUGACGGUCACCAAGGAGGACCCUCUUGGCGGCCCGCGGCGCGACCGUGACUUGGAGUUGUCAGUCUCUGAAGACCAGACCACUGUGACUUUCAAGGGCGCCGCUUGUUCGUGGACGAGCCCGCCGCCGGACCCUUUCAUGGAAGAGAUGGCUGCCUUGUCCUUGAAGGACCUCAAGGCCCGUGCGGUGGCCUUCGGCCUGGAUCCUACCGGCUGCGUCGAGAGGGAGGAGUUCUUGAACCUCCUCUUGCGAGGGAAGGCCAGCGGUGCCCUGAAGGAGGUGGCCCCGAGCUCUGCGGCGUCGGUGCCAGAUGCCUCGCCUUCGUCCAGCCCUUCCUCCGCGAAGCCGGAGCCAGACAAGUCCGAGAAGGCCACCAGUGCCUCGCACAGCCCCACGCCCGGGGCCAGCCCUGUGGCCAGCGCAGGCUACGCGGGCUCAGAGACACCGGCUGCAGCGGCCGCAGAUGCGGACACCCAGGAGAUUCCGGAAGGCUGCUACUCUCUCGAGCAGCUGACGGACAAACGCGUUUGGGAGAAGUUAGACGUCGUCUCCACCGAACGUGAGACGUACCUGCCAGAGGCAACCUUCCAAAAGCUUUUUGGCAUGCCGAAGGUUGUGAAGCCCUUCAACCAGGCGCUGGCGGGUGCCUCCUGCGAGUACGCCAGGGCGAUGCCAGGGGGCCUCGAGUCACCUGCGGCGACCAGCAAAUACCUGCAGACGCGUGCGGUUUGCCUUGCCAAGUCGGAGAUCUACGCAAGCGGAUCUGCUUGCGGCUCCUGCUGGAAGGCACAUCGCGAGGGACAGGGGAACCUGGUCGUGCAGGUCAUCGGCUCCCACGGAGGCUCCAACAGCCUGGAGUGUCACUUGGACGCCUUCCGCGCCGUGGCCGGUGCGGACCGCGGCGCUUUUGAGGUGAGCCUCGAGCCCGUGGAAUGCGAGGUGAUUGGCACGGGGCCUGUGGCCACCAUCCUCGAUGGCGACAACGCCUGGUAUACGAGAGCUAUCUUCUCGAACUUGCCGUACGCCGUGGUCGGCGCCUCGAUCUCGGUCGACGAAAAGGCCUAUGAGAUGAGGCGCGUCUCCGGCGCCAGCUGGCAGGCAAAUCUCGGGGGCAGCGGCUCAUCAGCCGAGUUCACUUUGCGCCUCGAGGGCGGCCACGUUCCCGGACUGCUUCAGCAGCUGGCCGGUGGCCACAGGGACUUCCUGCUCCGCGCGCUCCGGGCCCGGGAUGCUUUCUGGGCGGCCUGCCGUCGCAGCUGCACGCCCGGCAGCGUGAACCCAAGAAUUCCGCACGCCCUGGACGUGCGAGGACGACCCAAGCCCAAAGCCUUCUCAAUGAACUUCGAUGCCUUGAGUUACAGCCAACUGACCUUCGGGCGCCUUCCGCACUUCCACGGUCGGAUCGAGCAAGGCUCGAGCGGUGCAGUCAUCUGGCGGAGCUGCUGGGGGCGUCGACCCUUGAUGGUCUCGGAGAGCCAGGGAUACGGACUCCUUCUUGCCGGAGGCCUGCUGGCGUCCAUGGGCUCUGACUCAGACUUCGGCCGCGUCUCGGAGCUCACCCACGAGCUUUUCCUGGGCUGGCGCCGCAUGUGCGAGCUCAGCGCCGCGGGGGGCAGCUGCCAAGACGACGAGGGGUUCCAGUGCGGGGGCGGCCGCUACCCUUGCCUGCCCCACUGGAAGUUCGGCGAGGACUUGACUCGUGUGGUGGGCCGCGGGGCAGCGCCAGACGGGGACGUGGAUGCCCUGCUGGGCAUGUUGCUGGCCGUCUUGGCCUUGGAGGGCACCAGCCGUCAGCCGGACUGGCUGGAUGAAGUCGGCCAGUGGGCCUACGACACCUGCAAGCAGUUCUACGUCAGCUCCACGACACCUUCCCCAAGCGGCAGCCACCAGAUCGUGAAGCUGGGCUCCUGCUGGGGCGGCUGGGGCUCCCAAGGUCAGAAUCCCAGCUACCAUGCACCGGGCGUCUACCGCCUGUGCCGGGACUACAUGGCCUCCCACGAUGCCCGCUAUGGCGGAUCCUCUUCCGAGGGUGACGGCUUCGAAGGGAAGUGGGAGACCCUCAUCGCUACCAGCUACAAGAUGCUGGCGGCCACGCAGUGCCCCUCGACUGGGCUGGUUCCGAACUGGGCUCAGGUCUUCGAAGAGGGCCGCGGUCUCCGUGCUCAGACGGGCUUCAGCGGUAGUGGCACUCCUGGCGCGGAGUACGGCGCCGAGGCAUCCAGGACGAUCUGGCGCGUCGUGGUGGACUUCGUGCUUUUUCCGGCAGAGGCAAGCUCAGCUGCGGACUUCUUGAACCCUGUCUCUCAGCACUUGGGCAAGAAGGAGAGCUCCGGAAGCUGGGCCUCCUCCCUGGACGUGGACGGCGCCUGCUUGGUGGAGACCAUCCAUCCGGGGUGGCAGGUGAACAUGUUCAUGGCGGCGCCCACCUUCUCCAGCCUUGUCUGCCCUGCCACGGCGCUGGGCGGGGCUCGGCAACAGGAGCUGAUCGACUCGGCAGGUCGGCUGUUGGCUACGCAGCGAAUCCGGGACUACUACUCUGGAAGUUGGGUGGCCAUCAGCACCAUGACCCUCAACGGGGACCUGGCGCGAGCGGCCGCCAAUGCCAAGAUCGGCGUCGCAGCGCGCUCCAGGGCAGCGAUGCGCCUCGUUCGCCUGGUUCUGAAGACCUACACAAUCUGCGCUGCGACCAACAUCUACUACCCGCAUCCAGAGGGCAAGAAGCCUUGGGUCUUCGUCGGUGAGCUGGACGUGGGCCUCACAUCACCGAGCCAGGCGAUGAUGCCCCAGCCACAGUUCAUGGCCCGGAGCUCUUCACAACCGGAGCGCGGCGCCCCCGGCAGCGUAGCCGCUUCCGAAGUCGCCGAUCGCCAGCCGCAGCUGUCGAUGGUUGCACCGAGAGCUCUUCCCGCCAACGUCGUCAUCGGCUGCCCAAGGGAGACCUUGGUAGGCGCUGUGAUGACUGGCCUUCUCUGCGGCAUGGUCUCCACCCUGGCGAUGGUCACUUGCACAAGCUGGUACCUGACAAGGCGAGCCAAUCGGGAGCUGCCUGCGUGGUUCCCGGACUUCUUGAAGUAUCCCUUUGAGAACUAUUUCGUGGAAGACCAGCAGCUGUCCAAAGGCGGGCUCCAGUGA
Messenger RNA from Symbiodinium natans, 5355 nucleotides. NCBI's taxonomy places the organism in Eukaryota, Dinophyceae, Suessiales, Symbiodiniaceae. The record is from the annotation of a GenBank genome assembly.